GUGGCCCCAGUGUUUCUCGACCUCACCGCACCCGGCCGGCGUGAACGAAAGCAGCUAAGUUAUAUGGUUCUUGGACUCGCCAGUUAACAUUCGGGAUUUGAUAUUCAUUUAUCUCCUCGUAGAGCCAUAUUGCACCACCAUGGCUCUUUAUGAAUAUGUCACCCAGGAGCAGCUUGCGGGCUUCGACAAAUAUAAGUACAGUGCAGUGGACUCAAAUCCCCUGUCUGUCUACGUCAUGCACCCAUUCUGGAACUUUGUGGUAAAGUUCCUACCAACAUGGCUUGCUCCAAACCUAAUUACAUUCACAGGCUUUAUGUUCCUGGUGUUGAACUUCCUAAUGUUGGCCUUCUACGAUUUUGACUUCAGUGCUUCCACUGCAGGACAUGAACAUGUGCCUAGUUGGGUCUGGGUUGCUGCAGGGAUCUUCAACUUCUUGGCAUAUACACUUGAUGGCGUCGAUGGUAAGCAGGCACGUCGCACCAGCUCCUCCACACCACUAGGGGAGCUUUUCGAUCACGGCCUGGACAGCUGGGCCUGCAUCUUCUUCGUGGCCACCGUGUACUCCAUAUUUGGGCGUGGUGAGAGCGGCGUGAGUGUGCUCACGCUGUACUACAUCCUGUGGGUGGUGCUGUUUUCCUUCAUCCUGUCUCACUGGGAGAAAUAUAACACGGGCAUCUUGUUUCUGCCCUGGGGAUACGACAUCAGCCAAGUGACCAUUUCCCUUGUUUACCUGGUCACUGCUGUGGUCGGCGUGGAAACGUGGUACCAGCCGAUCCUGCUGCACUUUCUCUAUCGAGACCUUUUCUCCUUCAUGAUCAUUGCCUGUUCCUUCACUGUGACUUUACCCAUGAGCCUCUACAAUGUGCUGAAGGGUUACCGCAGUAACAGUCUGAAGCACAGCAGCCUUUACGAAGCGUUCCUGCCCUUCCUGUCUCCCGUCCUUCUCUUCAUCUUGUCCACCAUUUGGGUGGUGUUCUCUCCAUCCAACAUCCUCGAGCUGCAGCCCAGGAUCUUCUACCUCAUGGUGGGAACCGCAUUCGCUAACGUCACGUGUAAGCUGAUCGUGUGUCAGAUGAGUAACACGCGCUGCCAGGCGCUGACCUGGCUGUUGCUGCCCAUGUCGGUGGUGGUGAUGUUGGCAGUCACAGGGGUGGUCACUAACGAAACGCUGCUGCUGUAUGUGUGGACAGCCACUGUCAUAUUGGCACACAUACAUUACGGCGUAUCAGUGGUACAACAGCUCAGCAACCACUUUAACAUAUUCGCCUUCUCUCUGAAGAAACCCAACAGUGACUGACAGGAGGAGGAGCGAAUCGGCCUGAAAGGAGCGGAGGUUUAAGCUCCUCCCCUCCACUACUCUACCGACACUUCACUCUCAUCACCACGGAAACCACAUCCCCUGCCUGCCGUCCAUGAGGACGCUGCAAGUGGACUGGACUAUAGCCCAAUUUACUACCGUCUCCAAAAACCCAUUACAAAUACAACACAACGCACACACAUUCCUAACCAAUCAAAACUGCGGCCGUUGCCGAUGGGGGGCGGGUCCAGGGGCUGUGGCUUCCGUCACUGGUGAUUGGCUAACUUGGUUGAGCCAAUGAGGUACAAUUGUUUCCUACGGAAAUGUGCUUCGGUCAUGAGGACAGGAGCCCAGACGAGCCACGCAAACACACACACACACACACACACACACACACACACACACACACACACAAACACAUUCUGCUUUCAUGCAGAUGUUUUAUAGCUUGUGGCAGGUGUUUCAAUGCAAAGCCACACGCACACACAUACACACUGUUGCGCUCACAUAGUAUUAUGAAUGUAUAAUAUGCCUUGGGAAAACACCAUUUCAGUUAAUUUUAUCAACAGAAAGUAGUGCUAUUUCAAACCUGACCUCUUGACCUCUGGUCACAUGUGGCUCAUCCAUCCACAGCCGUGUCCACAGUAAAAAGGUUCAGUCACCUGUUCAUCACGAGAGGAUUUUCAGGUGGAAAUGUUUGUGCUAUCUUGUAAUAACUAUAUAUAUAUAUACAUAUAUAUAUAAUUUUAUAUAAAUAUAUAGUGUGUGUUAAGGGUUUGGGGCAUUUUAUUUUCAAUUAAAUCUUUAAAAAUUAUGAUUGAUCCCGUAUAAUUUAUAAAAAAUUACCUCUAAUUCAACUCUGCAAUGGUGGCGGUCAUAAGUAACCAACCAGGGCAAAUAUUGACCAGGAUAACCUCUGACCGUUUGACGUCUACUAAUCUUUGACCUCUGUCUGAGCACUGGCCUCUUUGCUCUCCUGAAUCUCUGAGGUGUCGUGGGUUCGCGCUGAUUCGUUCAUUGUUUUUCAACUCCUUGAUAUUAUUUGUCGGUCACGUCGCCACGGCAUUGGUGUGUGGUUAAGUUUCCCCCCCAGCGCUUGAAUGAAGAGUGCCUCCAAAAGCCGGCAACGGAGCGGACUCACUCUGAGGGAACAAGCUGCUGCACAGGACACCGCAAACACCACAGAACACUGCCUGGUGUCACACUCACUCACACACACACGUUCACACCCUUUAUACUGUCUUAAGUGUAACUUGUGUAAUGCUGCCUUUGUUUUGGUUUUUCAGUCUGUUCAACACUGAUCCUCAGUAUGAUUCUUACUAUGUUUAAGAAGAUGGAUGUUCAGUCGUGUACAGACUGGACUCUCGUACUGUUUUUUUUUUGUUUUACUUCUAGGCCAAAGGAGACGAGACAUUCUGUCAUUGUUUUUCAUGUCGUAACAAUCAGUCUGUAGGUUGACAGAGUCGUUUAUUUUUCUGGGUAAACCUCACCGUUUAGAAUCCUGCCUGCACAACCGUCAUGUCCGCCUGAAAGGACAUUUAUGUAGAAAGGAACAAAAAAGUCUCAUCACAAUUUGGCCUAAAAAAAAAAGGAGUCCACGUCUUAGUUUAAACUUUCAUACUCUAGUUCUCUACCGAAACUGGAAGAGGCUGGUGCGUCUACGGUUUACAUGCCAUGCUUCCCUGUCACCAGACAACAGGAACAUGUGCUGCACUUUCACUUGUUUAUGACGUUAUACAGUUAAAAUAAACCAGAACAAUAACAGUGUGGGAAUUAUCUUACUUGCCGUGUGAAUGUUAUGUUUAUUUGGGAGUUCCUGUACUUGUCUUUGAUUUGACUGAAGUCCACAGUCGCACUCCUAAUGUCUGCAUGAUGCAACAGAAACAUCAGGUACACACAUGUCGAUCUUUUUAAACAUUUUCGCCUCAGUGUCGACUCGUUCUGUCGCUCGUCUGUUUUGUACAACGGUAAACAUGGAGGUACGAACCCUGUCGUGUCCCCGCAGUACCAGAGAUCCAAUCCUACUGCCGUAACAUCCAGCAGAGCAGAUCGCGCUGAGAGCUCAUAUGCAGUUCUAAAGCACAUUGUAAUCUGUAAUUUUAAAUUAGUUUUUUUUAAUGAAGCCCCAUAUCUGUGACUGUGAUGACCAUAGAUUGUAGUGAUGUGAGAACAACUGAUUGUGAGAUUUUGCCACCAAAACCGCUUUUCUUUUCUUUUUUUUUGGGUGCAAAGCACUGUCUGGGUAUGUGCAGAUCCAUGUGUGCUGUUAAUGUAUGGAUGUAUACUCUGUAUGUGUGAAUAUCUGUGUAAAUACAUACAUAAUGUCUUCAGUUUUGUUUUAUUUUUUUGUUCUAAAACAAGAUAAAUGCUCAAUUAGAUUUUUCUCUUCUUUUUUUUCCCAAACCCUUCACAGCUGAACUUAGAGACCAGGAGCAGUUUCUCUAUAUCUUACUAGAGUUUUUGGACAAAUUUCCAUCUCUGCUGCUGCUGCUCGACUUUUGCAAAAAUGAAGUUCAAUGCAAACAAGCAUUUCAUAUAUUUACAAAAAAAAAAUUCUAAAACUUUCUUUGCUGCUUUAACUGGGGCAGAUUUGCAGCGUGCACCUCAGCUUUACUCAACUCUUUCUCGGACAAACUGCCCUCUCGUCGAACCUCCUGGAUUAAUGACCCAAGCCUUUCAAAUUGUGACUAAUUUGUUGUAUAAUGCUGCUCUGACAAACACUUCAGGGCUUCAGUGUGGCUGCUUGUGAUGUUGUAUUUAACUAGUGAAAGAAAGGACUGUUGGGAAAUAAAUGUAUUUGUUUUUCUUUAA
Molecule: messenger RNA, 4108 nt
Organism: Solea senegalensis (Senegalese sole)
Lineage: Eukaryota; Metazoa; Chordata; Actinopteri; Pleuronectiformes; Soleidae
Gene: selenoi
Product: selenoprotein I
Exons: 10
Biological process (GO): phosphatidylethanolamine biosynthetic process
Cellular component (GO): endoplasmic reticulum membrane; Golgi apparatus
Molecular function (GO): ethanolaminephosphotransferase activity
Source: RefSeq, a predicted model, not a curated record